Messenger RNA from Alligator sinensis (Chinese alligator), 11875 nucleotides. RefSeq names its product ATP binding cassette subfamily D member 3 (gene ABCD3). Gene Ontology annotation, molecular function: ABC-type transporter activity; ATP binding; long-chain fatty acid transmembrane transporter activity. Gene Ontology annotation, cellular component: peroxisome; peroxisomal membrane. Lineage: Eukaryota; Metazoa; Chordata; Crocodylia; Alligatoridae. The transcript is spliced from 24 exons. Gene Ontology annotation, biological process: peroxisome organization; long-chain fatty acid import into peroxisome; very long-chain fatty acid catabolic process. Bases 4 to 1893 code for a protein of 629 amino acids. The record is from RefSeq and is a predicted model, not a curated record.
UUGAUGACCACAGCUAUGACCAGAACUAAGAAAAGCGGAAAGCAAGCAUUACAGAAUUAUGAGAAAGAAGGAAAGAGAGAACGUGCAGUGGUGGACAAAGUCUUUGUUAAGCGAUUAUGUCAAAUCGUGAAAAUAAUGGUCCCUAGAACAUUUUGUAAAGAGACAGGUUAUUUGUUACUGAUUGCUGUUAUGCUGAUACUGCGCACAUAUUGUGAUAUUUGGAUGAUUCAGAAUGGAACAGUCAUUGAAAGUGCUAUCAUUGGUCGCAGCAGAAAAGAUUUCAAGAAAUAUUUGUUCAACUUCAUCGCUGCAAUGCCUGCUAUCUCCCUGGUGAAUAACUUCCUGAAAUAUGGAUUAAAUGAACUUAAACUGUGUUUCCGAGUAAGGCUUACCAAAUACCUCUAUGAGGAAUAUCUGCAGGCUUACACAUAUUACAAAAUGGGAAAUCUGGACAACAGAAUAGCCAAUCCAGAUCAACUACUUACACAGGAUGUGGAAAAAUUCUGUAAUAGUGUAGUGGACCUGUACUCAAACCUUAGCAAGCCAUUUUUGGAUAUACUUUUGUAUAUCUUCAAGCUAACAAGUGCAAUUGGAGCUCAGGGUCCAGCAACCAUGAUGGCCUACUUGAUUGUUUCAGGGUUUUUCCUCACACGUCUGAGGAGACCCAUUGGUAAGAUGACCGUUAUUGAACAAAAAUAUGAAGGAGAGUACAGAUAUGUCAACUCGCGUCUUAUCACAAAUAGUGAAGAAAUUGCUUUUUAUAAUGGGAAUGCAAGAGAAAAACAGACCAUUCAUAAAACCUUUCGUAAACUGGUGGAGCAUUUGCACAGUUUCAUCUUGUUCCGGUUCUCUAUGGGUUUCAUAGAUACCAUCAUUUCUAAAUAUCUUGCCACUGUGGUUGGUUACCUUGUUGUUAGCCGUCCAUUUCUGAAUCUAACUCAUCCUCAUCAUCAAAAUAGUAACCAUGCAGAACUAUUGGAGGAUUAUUAUCAGAGUGGAAGAAUGUUACUAAGAAUGUCUCAAGCUUUGGGCAGAAUAGUCCUAGCAGGCCGUGAAAUGACCAGAUUGGCUGGCUUCACAGCUCGAAUUACAGAAUUGAUGCAAGUAUUAAAGGAGUUGAACAGUGGCAAAUAUCAGCGUACCAUGGUAUCACAAGAAAAGGAUGCAGAUAGAACUCAAGUUAUUCCUUUGAUACCUGGUUCUGGAGAAAUCAUCAAUAUUGAUAACCUUAUCAAGUUUGAUCAUGUCCCAUUAAUAACACCAAAUGGAGACAUGUUGAUUAAAGAUCUUAACUUUGAGGUUCGAUCUGGUGCAAAUGUUCUGGUUUGUGGGCCAAAUGGAUGUGGGAAGAGUUCACUUUUCCGUGUUCUUGGUGAGUUGUGGCCUCUGUUUGGUGGACGACUGACGAAACCUGAAAGAGGAAAGUUGUUUUAUGUUCCUCAGAGACCAUAUAUGACCCUUGGGACACUCCGAGACCAAGUAAUAUAUCCAGAUACCUUAGAUGACCAGAGGAGGAAGGGGAUAUCUGACCAGGUACUGCAGGAGUACUUGGACAAUGUCCAGUUGGGUCCAAUUCUGGAGCGUGAGGGUGGCUGGGAUAGUAUUCAGGACUGGAUGGAUGUGCUCAGCGGAGGAGAAAAACAGAGAAUGGCGAUGGCAAGAUUAUUUUAUCAUAAACCCCAGUUUGCAAUUUUGGAUGAAUGUACUAGUGCUGUUAGUGUUGAUGUAGAAGGAUACAUUUACAAUCACUGCCGGAAGGUUGGCAUCACACUGUUCACAGUCUCUCAUAGAAAGUCUCUGUGGAAACACCAUGACUUUUAUCUGCACAUGGAUGGGAGAGGAAAUUAUGAGUUCAAGAGAAUUACUGAAGACACAAUUGAAUUUGGAUCAUAAAAUCUAUAAAGUUGCAGUCUUUUUAAUUGCUCAAGCUGGAAGUUUGAAAAUAAAGGAUAUAAUAAGUCACGCUGAGACUGAAAAUACUGAGAAGCAUCUCCAUGGCCUCAAGUAUGGAGUCUCAUGCUGGUGAUAUUUUGAAGCAGCAGUGAUGCGGUCAGAGGUGCCUGCAUUUCAAUGAUGGGGGGGGAAAUUCCUGUAUGUGUGUAUAUUGUAAAGCGCUUUGUGGGGAAAAGGCGCUAUAUAAAUGUACAACACUAAGUGCCUUUGAAAUAAUAAAUCUAAAAAGAAAUUACUUCUAGGCUUUUUAUAUUUGUUGAUUGAUGUAAUUAGCAAUUCUGUUAUUUAAUAAUACAAAGAAAAGUGCAUGUUCGGUAAACCUAGUGCCAGUUUAUAAAACUUUUGACUUGCAGUCAACUUCAUAAAAUUGAUUGCAUUGUUUGCAUGAAAUUCAUACUCCGAUCAGUCAGAUUUAUUAUAAUCACUCUCAACUUGGCUAAUAGAAACAAAGAACUAAACAUUGUAGAAAUGGGUAUCAUAGCAAUUAUCCUGUGGAAACAAUCAGUAACUUUUCAUAUACAUUUUUGCGAGGUUAUAUGGACUGUCAAGACUGAAUAGAUGAUCAAGUUCUGAAAAUGGACUAUGAAGACCAAAGUUCUAUAGUUCCUUGCUAUUUAUCAAGCUGUAAAGAGAGUAGUUUCCAGUCCAGUCUACCUUCCAAAAAACUACUGGUGAUUACCCUGUCUGCUCUGAUCUGUUCUCUCCCUUCCGGGGGGGUAAAAAUCCUCACCAUCUGAACACUUAGAAUUUACUUUUGUGUAUGUGAAGGAUGACCCAGAAUUUGCUCCAUGAAUUAAUUAAAAAACGCUUGUGUUGUAAUUUACUUUUUAUUCUUUUUAAUCCUGAUACCAGUUUCUCGUUCACUUUAUUGGGAUUUAAAUCUUUAACAUAUCUCCAGUCUAGGUUUCCCAAAUUCUUUAGUUCUCUGCGACUGCUGACAUGUUAUUUUUGUAACGCUACGAAGUUUGUAGCCCUAUAAAAAAUAUAGAUCGCUUUUGGGUAUGGACAUGUGCACAGCUUCUUGGCUGAAGCAUAACAGAGUUGCCAUAAAGACAUGCUUUCCAGCCAGGAGACAAAAGAAGACUGCUGCUUAGCUCCCAUUACUCCCAGGGGAGGCUUUCAGUGGGCCGGGCCAGACAUUCCUGAUGGGGCUGCAUGCAAGUGGGGAGCUUUAAAAAGCUGCUGGUGGUUGAACACCAGCAGUCUUUUAAAGUUUCUGUCUCAUAGGCAGCCCAGUUACUUUUGUCACUGGGCAACAAAGGUGACAGGGCUGCCUGAAAAGGCUGACUGGGUGGUUUGCACUGCUAGGUCAACCCCUGCCAGUUCCUGCAGGGCUCCCUGACAGCUUGCUGCUGGUCAGGCUAUCGGGGAUUCAGGCAGCCACUGUCUGUCCUUCCCUCCCUGGCCCCACAACCUUUGGAGGCAGAGAGAGAGAGAGUAGAGCACUGUGGGAUACUGGGCCAGAGGGGCUUAGAGAGACCUGUGCAGAUGUUAAAUUUGUGGUGGAACAGUUUUGAGCCACAGAGAAAUUGCUGUCUCAAACAGUGACUUGUUUGGGGUGGGUUUGCUGUUUUUGUGGCAGAUCCACCAUUUUUAUAGCAUAACCAACAGCAUGUAAAGUGCAACAAAUGUAACGUCUGCCAGAGCCCUGAUAAUAUCCACGUUUAGGUGAAAUUUUUGACAUAGAAAAUGCCUUAUGCGAGGUACGUAUGAAAAUGCCAAACAUCCUAGGCUUGCAUUUUGUAAGACUCACUUAUCUGUAUAUAUCAUCAUCUUAGUAUCUGCUGCUUAUAUAUUGGCCUUUUUAUAAUUUUUAUUUAUGAAUUACAGCUCUUGAGUAAAUUAAUUCUAAAGAAGUUACAGUGUCAAAAUAAAACCAGCCUGGCCCAUGCUAGCUACUUAAAACACCAUUGCUUUGGCGCUAGUUUCCUCAGUGGUGGUAAUUGUUGACAGGCCAGUGGAAACCUGUGGCACUGGAAAUGGGUUCUGCUGCACACACUAGAGAGGUGAGGUGGUUUGCUUUGGUUCAGACUGCUGGUUUGCAUUAUGAUUUCUCACAUUUAACAGCAUGUUCUAGAGCAGGGAAGUUCAAUCCAUAGUAUGGGCAGUUGGUGCGUGGCACUCAGCAGAUUGGGGAGGGAGCAGGGAAUAUGGCGGCAAAUGGGGCAGGGAGCAGAAAGCACAGAGAAACGGAUCAGGCAGAGGAAGGGAAUUGAAGUGAUUGAUACUUGGGGAGAGGGAGGACCUACUAGCACACCUGCCAGAUAGUUUGGCCCCCCACUAUUUUAGAGCUUCAGGGCAAAGCAAUGGAAAGCUUGAUUCUUAGACACUUAAUCUGUGGAGAUGGGAUCACCCUUUAAAAAAAAUUAACACCCCAAAUCUAUGUUUGUGGUGGGAGCUGGGGCUGCAGCUUGCAACCUCUUAGUCUUUUAUAUUGACCUUUCGAGAGUAGUGAGGCCAUGCAUAGGUACAUGCAUAUGUAUGAUUCUUAUUGUAAGGUCAGGGUUUAAAAUGGUAAGAAGCAAUUUGCCGGUGUUAUUAGUUUUGUUAUGCCCAGGAGGCCUAGUCAUGGACCACUGUGAUUACAAUGUAAAACAAGGGGUCUCUUUGGAAAUGGCUACCUUAGAUAUGAGGUGUCAUCCAGUGCUGGGCUUGAGUAGAACAGGAUUGUAUGUCUGUAUAAAUGGGCCUUUUUUUUUUGGUUAAGUAAAUGGUAAUGCUUAUGCAAAACAAGUGAUUGUAUGCAUUAUAAAUUGCUACUGUCUGUGUUUUCUCGACAAGAGGAACUCAGUGUAAGCUCCCAGUCUACUUUUCCACCAUUUUUCAGUUCUGUGUUAAAGUGAUCCCAGGAAUUUGGAGUUUAUCUAUAUCAUGAUGUUCCUCUGUGUAAUGGAUUCCAUCUUUAGCUUAGACAGUUUUGCUUUUGAUCUUCACCCAUGUUUGCUACUUACUGGUGUUGAAACAAUAUACUGGAGAUCAGAGGUGACCAAUUUUUUUGGCUUGAAGGCCACUUAAUGAGUUUUGGUGUCCUCUCAAGUGUCUGUCUGUCUGUCUCUCUGCACCUACCCAGCACAGUGGAAGCAGACCCAGGUGGGCAACAGCAUCAGCUGGCAGGUCCUGGGUGGGGAUCAGGGCAUCCGCACAAGUCCACAGCUGACGCUGCCAUGUCAGCACUGGGCAGAAGCAGUCACUGCUACUCAGCACUGCAGAAAUGGUCCCACACAACCGGCACAGCAGCUGGAGCUGGAACCACUGGCUGCCUGUGGGCCAGAUCCCAUGAGUUCAUGGCUAGCUUUGCUGCCCAUAGAAGAAGGCCACUGAGACCAGUUGGUGACACUUUUGUCACUACUGGAUUAUUUUCCUAAUAUAAACAGGAGCUAAAAUGACCAGCUGAUUUCUUGCAUACUUUUAACCAGGUAUUGGACAAAAAAUGCUCGUUUAUCUGGGUUGAAUUUGAACCAUGAAUUAGAAGAGGAAAGCCCCAUUUCUGGUCAGUAGUUUUGUGAAUAAUCUAUUUUUGUCUUUGAGGGCAAAGUUAAAAACAGAGGUAAUUCACCUUUGGAAGGUUCCUUUUAAAAGAAUUUCCCUAAUACAGAUGUAGCCAGAAGGAUGACUUUAUUCCUUUUAAACAAUUUUUCAAUGUUCAGUCUACAUUCUGUUGCAGCUAGCCAGCUUGAACUUCCUUUAAGAAAAAUAAAAUAAAUUGCUUGCUUUAACACUAUAGCCUUUUCUUUAUAGUCAAGGCUCUGUACUUCAUGGCACAAUAGAACCAAAUUUUGCAUCAACAAGUUCAAGUUCAUUUUCAAGAAUCAAGUUAAAGGUCUCAACCUUAUCUCUAAGGUACUUAGCACCCUACAUCCAACACCUAUAGAAUAUCAGGGAAGGGAGGCCUACAAUCAAACUGUCUUUCACAAAGGUUUAGUCCAAGACUAGAAUAAAAUGCUGUCAUCAGAAAUCACUCUACUCCCUGUUCCAAACACAAGGCAUGCUUUUCAACCAGGCUACCUCUUAACAAACACAGGUACAUCCUUGCUGUUACUUAGUAGUGCUGCUGCCAAAAUCCCAUUAUUCUGCAGCACCCACAUUUUUUUCUGUGGAAGCAAUAAGGCAGCCAAAUGCUACAGCUGUUACUUAUGUUGCUGAGUACACUAUUCCAAGCCACUUGGGCACUGUUGUGAUGAGAGCUGUAAAAGAACCUGUGUGUGGAAUAGUGUUCUUAAAAGCAAAUAUUAUAUUCCCACUGAUGCCAUCUGAAGGUAGUUUACAGUAUGAGGGGAAGAUAAAGUAGAACUGCUUUGCCAAAGUAUGAACUUAGUGCUAUGUAGUGGGAGUCGCAUAUUUUCAAUCAGCUAGCCAUUGGCAACCCUUUCACUACAAAGGUAAUUUGUAAACCCUUUAUAGGCUCUCUUUCCAUGCUGAAUCACAGCAUGGGAAUUUCCAUCUCUGCUAUUCUAAUUAUGUAUAAAGAAGGAAUAAUAGUUCUAACCAAAGAGGCUAGCCUGAGAUGUCUGUGCAACAAUCCUCUUUUUUGAGGCUUUAAGGCCACUAACAGACAUUAUUUAAAGGCACAAUGGGAUAUGAUCCCUAAUCCUAACAAUUGCACCUCCUGCUAUGCCACACAUGCAUGGCAGGACGUGUGAUUUUGGGAUUAAGGACUAGAUUCCAUCAUGCCUUACUUGCAUGUGUAGAGGGAGGUGGUCUCUGACUUCUCCUGCAUCAGCAAGUUGACAGCCAGGUGCCAAAAAUCAGCCAAUGAUUGUUGGCUGGCUUCUUGGACCCACAGGGACUGAUUUGAACUGCAGUUCAGUCCCCAGAAUCCACCCAUGAUCACCUGAUUGUUGGCAGGAUUGGGACUGCAGUGGAGUUCAAGCCCUUGUGCAGUAUCAAUCCAGCCAAUGAUCAGUGUAUCCUCAGCCAGCAGGGACUAUACCAGGACCAGAACUGGCCCUGGUUCCAAUCAUAUUCACGAUCAGCUGAUUGUCAGCAGAACCAGGACUCAAACUGAACCCAGCCUGUCCCUACCAGCUGACAAUUAGCUGACUGUCAACUGGCAGGGACCACCAGGACCUGUUCACACCCUGGUGUGGUCCCAGAGCCAGCCAGUGAUCAGGUGAUUGUUGGCUGAUGGGAACCCCAGUUCAAUUCAAGGCCCAAUGGAAACCUGCCAGAAAAUCAUUGUCAGGGAUUCUGAUCAAGCAGGCCUGGCUGAGUCAGGCAUGUGAGUUACCAUGUGGGCCCCUGAUCCUUGGCCCAGUAUGGCUGACCCUAUUCUCUGCAACCAGACUGGCUGCUGAAAGCACCACUCACCCCUUUUAAACAUACCUGCAGCCUCAGACUGCAUUCAUGCCUUCACAGCCUCAGUCUGUUCCAGCAAGCAAUGCGUUCACAGCCCUCCCUGGUUCUCUUGACUUCUGACCUGGCUUUAACUUUGACCCUGAUCUCAGAUCUUACCUGAAACUUGGUGCUGGUUCUGCUCUCUCUGGUUUUCCUGGCAUCCUGACUUGCCUUGGUUUCCUUUACCCUGUUCUCGGAUUUUCCGUGGAACUUGGCAUCAGUUCCCUGACCCUUGAUCUCGGCUUGUGUCUCAGACUAUAUCUUUUGCUAACCACCCUGCUAACUUCCUAGUUGCCUCCCAUGGCCUGUCUGCAGGCCCAGCCACCAAGGUCCUGCCUGAACCCUCACUCAAUACACAUUUUUUGUGUAAGAAUUUUGUGGCUUAUUUCUAGUUUUAUUGCGCCGUUACUUGCCUGAACAUGUGGCUAGGUAACACUUUAAGAUGCAAUUAACUGUCCUCACUUCAUAAGAGCAAGUGAAGCUCAUACUAGUCCAUUUAUUCCUCUGAGCCAAAUAUGCUUUUCCCUUCCUGCUCCCAGCACAGAAUUUAAUACCAAGGCAGAGUCCAAACAAGUCCAAUACCUCAUGAUCUGAAUCAUACUUCUGAUCCUAUGACCCCAGCUGACUUCCUGCCCUUUGGGCAGGGGGCUGGACUCGAUGAUCUUCCGAGGUCCCUUCCAGCCCUAAUGUCUAUGAAAUCAUAACACCAUAUUUUACUACCAAACAUACUAUCUCUUGCUUAAUUUUAAAACUUUUUUCUUUACAAGAGAAAAAGAUUAAAGUGCUUUUCUUUUUACGUCCUAAUUGAUUUGCUUUAUUUAGUUAUUUAUUAGACAUAUAUGUGGCCCUUCUCCAAAAAGGCUCAGGGUAGCUUACAAUAAGCAAUAAAACUUGUAUAUUGGUGUCUUUAUUAUUUUAGUGAGUACUCAAUCAUGGGAAUCCUGGUUGCCCUGCAUAAUGCACCUGGUUAUAAGAAUACAGGCCAUAAAUUAAAGAUAAAAUGAUGACAUUCCAGAAUACAUUUGAAAUAUUAGUCCGUGUAUUGUUGCAACUGAACUUGAUUUAGCCCUAUUUAAGAUAUCUUUCUAUGAAUAAGUCUGCCUAAUCUACUGUUAUCUGGCCUUGUCUUAUGCAUUUGUUUUCUUUUCCCCUGAUUGCACAGAGGGACAGAUUAUCACCCAGCCUCUGUCAAAGUUAACUGUCACAUCUGUACUACAAAGCAUUAAACUGCAGGAUCUCAUUGGCUAGUAUGUAUUUCAUUCUUCCUGGUGACACCUCCAUAUUCCUCCUCUCUCAAAUAUUCCAGAACCAGUUGUAGAUUUUAUAACAUAAUGCAGUCAGGCUAGAUUACUAGAGCAGCAGUACAGUGUGUACAUUUCUUCCUGUUACUGAAGUUAAAGCUGGCCAAGUCAUCCUUGAAAUGUUGUAAAAUCAUCUCCCCAGGGAAGUAUGUGCAGAGCCAAAUAAAACACACAAAAAAACCACAGACACAAGGGAGACUUGAGUUUCAGUCAUCUUCUUUCACUUCAGAUUUAAAUUAUAAUCAGAUCCAAAUGGCUGGUGAAAAUUUCAGGGAAACAGCCUUCUCAUGCAAGAGGAGACUACUUGCCAGUAUCUCAGUGAGAAAUCCUGCAUUGUGAGAAUGCUCAUGCACUUGGUAUUUUGAAAUAGACAAUGUGGGGUCAAACCAGCCCUCCCUCUCACUUCCAUGGAAGAUGCCAGUCAAAGAUCAGGGUGUAGUUCUGGUUAAAAACGUCACAUUUUUACUAGACUGAGAACUAAUCUACGCUAUCGGGCAUUGGUAUGGUUAUAUCAGCCAAGAUGCCUAAUGGAGAGGCAGCUUUUACUGGCAAAAGAAAUAAUUUCUCAAUAUUUCUGAGAAUUACAAAUACUGUACCCAAAAAUGGAAUGUUUUUACAGGGAUAGGGCAGGAAGUUGGGUCUUGCAAAGCUAUGCUAGUGAAAGUUUUUUUCCCCCCAACACUCCUAGCCAUUGCAGCUGUGUUCACCAUGUGAAAAAGAAAACCUGAAAAGCAUGACAAAAUUCUCAGUAAGUGACUUUUGCAGUACCUUUCAUUGUACAGGUUUCAGGUUUCUAUUCUGAAAUACAACCAAACUCUAGAAUUAAAUGAAACAGCUACUCUCCACCAAUAACACAACUCAGCAAUGUUGGAAGUGUGAUCCUUUUGUUUAGUGUGGGCCAACAUUUUUGGCAGGCAUGCCACAAAUUAGCCUUCCACCCUCCCUGAGUGCCACUCUUAUCCCCUUCCCCUAUCUGAUCUGCUGCUCUACUUUCUGCUUCUUACCCUAUGCUUCUGGCUCGACCUGCUCCCUGCCCUAUCUGCUGCUGUGCUGUCUGUUCCCUCCCUGAUCUGCCACAUGGGACACACACAGGGUGCCCAUGCUAUUUGUGGCAUGCACACCACAAGUUGGCCACCCCUGCUUCAGUUGAAUUUUAAGAAGAAGGGAAGAUAGAAUGAACCAAAUCUUGGCCUCCCAAUCCCCAGUGAAAACAUAGAAGGCUAAACCAAACCAAACUGUAGUUUCCAUGUGCAAAGAUGAAGGUACUUGAGAAACUAGAGAGUGGACACACGUUAGAAAAUCUUCACACAUUGGAGAAGUGCUGUACACCAGCUCUUCAGAGAUGUGCAGAGCAUAGUCUUUGGAGUGCGAAAUGGGUCAGAGAAAAACUUGUUAUGGAAAUGGCUAUCAGAGAUCAACCAACUUAACACUUGUAUAAUAAGGUGGGAUGUAGCACUUGGAACUGUUGCCCUACCUGAUAGCUGGACUGUCCAUCUUCUGGAUGACAAGGAGCAGCACAGUACUCUAGCCACAGAUGCUGGGGCUGUAUGCUGCAGCCAUCACAGACCCUGGGGUCUCCCCCACCAUGGGAGCAGUCUGACUUCUUCUCUCUCACUUAAUGUACAGCACAAGUAGCCCAAGUUUCCCAGCUGCAAGCAGCCUGGGUUCCUCCUUGCCUGGGCUUUCAGGCUCUCUCCCUGCCACAUGUGUAGUGCCCUUCCACCACCCCACCCCCAGACACAGGGGCAGGAGCACAAAGUUAAAGGAGGGAAGGGGAGCCCAGAGACCCUGGCCACUGCAGGGGGGGGCCUGGGUUCACAUGUUAACCCCUCUUGAGCCAGAUAUGACCUGACCUUUGAAUAAUCCUAGCCUAUGGUAUUUCACAAAUUGAGACAAUUCAUUCUCUCCUGACCUUUAGAGUUCCACUUCGCUGUGUGCAUUUUCUCAAAGGUUAUAUUGGCAGGUAGGGUUUGGUUCAGUAAAAUGAUAAAGCUGAAAUAUGCUUCUUGCAUGCACCUUAUGUUGUUCUAGAUUUUCUAAUGGGUGACACAAUUUCCAUUGGUUGUCCUGUAGAACUUUAGGCAAUGGGGUUUUUUUGUCAAUGGCUCGUUAAUGUUUCAGUCAGUUCUCAUGAUUCUUUUCAGCUUAGUAUCCUGGAAAAGAAAUUGAGAUUUGAUCCUUGCUGCUAUUGUAAUCAGUGGGAGUUUUGCUAUCAAAAUGUAAUGGGAGCAGGAUCAAGCCCAUUUUAUCAUUUCAAUGUAAGCACCUUUUGGAAAUUAGAAGGGUAAUGUAAAAUAGCACAUAGCAAGCAGUGUCAGUGGAAAAGUACCCUCAAAUAGCAAACAAUUUUUAUCAGUCUCUUGAGUGGUCACAUUAGAAAGGUGCUGCUGUGUAUGCACUCCAAAAAAAUGUUGCUCUAGUACUUGAACAUUUUUGUGUCAUUUCUUUCUAACUUUGUACUAAGAUGCUAGUUUUCUUUAGCACUUCUGUGGUCGAGCAGUGUUUCCCAGUGCAGUAGAUUAGUGAGCCAUUUCCAUCUUACAUUUUUGUUUGACUUGUCAUUAUGUAUCACUUUAAUGCUGAAAUGAAUAAGAGGCUUCUUUGGUUAAGGUAUUAGCAAAAGGGAGCCAACAGUGCUCAGAGAGUAAUUGAAUUGCUAUUUAGUGGUGUAAGGUUUUUGUAGAAAGGUGUUGAGUAACACAGUGAUGAUAUUGCAUUAAUACUACAAAGCUGUCUAAAUUACAGUCCCACUUCUGUGUGUUUCAUACCAUAUUGGGGUAGGAAAUGCAGAAUCAUUAGGCCAAAUUAAUCCAUGGAGUAACAAUAUCGAAGCCAGAGGAAUUAAACCAAGGGUCUAUUUGUCUCCUUAAGCUGAAUGGUUCAUAGACAGAAAAAUGUGAUGAAUUCUAAGAUUUAUGUUUAGUGCUAAGACAAAUUAAUAUGAGUAUAAAGCAGCUGUCAAGCUCCUCUAAUACCUUUUUAAUGGUGCUUUACUAUGGGAAUUAACUAAAAAGUACUGAUACAAAAGUGGCUGUUAUCUCUGGUUGUAACCAUCUCUAAGAAUUCUCCAUAUGGGAGACGUAUGGAAACAAUGAAAUAAUAUCUGUUGUACAACAAGCUGAACACAUAAAGAAAGGGACAUGAGCAAAAGAUGUUUGAAGAAGCAGUGGUUAAAGUGAGUGGCCCAAUAUUUAAAAUUGUAACAUAUACAUAUAUGUAUUUGUAGCAUGUAACAGUUACACCUACGAAAUGUUUUUUCUGUUUGUGAUAUGGGAUUAAAAACUUGU